AAACACCAACUGAUACCAUUGAAUAUCUUGUCCAGCCUGGUGUUACAAAGCUUCCGCAUAAUGUUCAGGCUCUUUAUAUUCAAUGUAUUUUAAAAAUAUAUGCAUAUUGGGCAAAUAGUUUAACUUAUAACUGGGACGAUGAUUCAAAACAGGAAUUACUCCGGUUCACGGCAGUAAUAAAAGAUAAAAUCUCGAUGUUUUGUUCUUGCACCGAUUUAGAAGUUCAAGAGAGGGCAUAUAAUGGACGAGAGAUAUUUUCAAUAAUCCAUCAAAAUUUGUCUACAAUUUCUGAAGCCACAUCAUUCGAUGAUAACAAUAAUAUAUAUACUACUACCAUUAAAUCUCCAAGUGUUAUUUCCGAGCUUUAUCCACUUUUUUUUUCUUACGAACUUAACCCUGUGGCUCCUAAAGCACAAAAAAAA
This is a messenger RNA of Scutellospora calospora, 422 nucleotides long. The record is from the annotation of a GenBank genome assembly. NCBI's taxonomy places the organism in Eukaryota, Fungi, Glomeromycota, Glomeromycetes, Diversisporales, Gigasporaceae.